This is a messenger RNA of Nematostella vectensis (starlet sea anemone), 3766 nucleotides long. Its product is annotated as dnaJ homolog subfamily C member 3. Gene Ontology annotation, molecular function: misfolded protein binding; protein-folding chaperone binding. The record is from RefSeq and is a predicted model, not a curated record. Gene Ontology annotation, biological process: protein folding in endoplasmic reticulum. Gene Ontology annotation, cellular component: endoplasmic reticulum. The coding region runs from base 70 to 1530 and encodes 486 amino acids. Lineage: Eukaryota; Metazoa; Cnidaria; Anthozoa; Actiniaria; Edwardsiidae. The transcript is spliced from 16 exons.
CCUAGCUAUAAACGGUCCGCGGUCGGUGCCAUUAGUUAUAAUACAACAAUAUCUCCAAAUUUAGGCGAAAUGUCCCCAAUAUCUGGGCUUAUUUCUUCGCUGUUCUUCAUAAUUUGGGAUUUUCAAUUACUAGUUAUAGAAUGCAAACUGUCGAGUGUAGAGGUCCAACAACAUUUGGACAUGGGAAAAAAAUUAUUAUCUGCCGGACAACUUACCGACGCACUUUCCCAUUAUCACGCUGCAGUGGAUGGAGAUCCUAACAACUUUCUUCCCCGAUUUCAAAGAGCAACAGUUCUUAUAGCAUUAGGAAGGUCAAGAUCUGCAAUUCCUGACUUAGACAAGGUCUUGGAAUUAAGACCAGAAUUUUAUCAGGCUAGAGUACAGAGAGGUAAUGUUUUUCUUAAGCAAGGACGCUUUGAUGAGGCACACAUAGAUUAUGAAGGAGUGCUAAGAUACAGCCCAGAAAAUAAAGAUGCAUUACAACAGUUGGGUGUAAUAGAACCAAUCAAAAGGACUGUAAUGGAGGCCAAAUAUGCCAUGGAUAGAGGGAACUGUCACUCAGCGAUAGAGCAAUUAACACAUGCAAUUGAGGUUGCACCCUGGGACCCUGAGCUCCGUAUGAUGAGAGCUGAUUGCUACGAGAGGCAAGGUGAUCUAAUCAAGGCCAUCUCUGACAUCAAACCUACAACAAAGCUGAUCAAUGACAACACCCAGGCAUUCCUAAGGAUGAGCAAGCUUCACUAUGAGAUAGGAGAGCUUGAGGAAGCACUGAGAGAGGUGAGGGAGUGUUUGAAGCUUGAUCAAGAUCACAAGCAAUGUCAUCCUUUCUAUAAGAAAAUGAAGAAAUUGAACAAGCAAUUAUCAGCGGCCCAAGACCUGAUAAACAAGGAACAAUAUCAUGAAGCUAUUGACAAACUGAAAAAGGCCCUCAGGACAGAGUCCAAGAAUAAGCCACUUGUAGGGAAAGCGAGACGUCAACUCUGCCACUGUCAUCUCAAGCUUGGUUUUUCACAAGAAGCAAUCAAGGAGUGUAACGCUGCCUUGUCCAUCGACGAGAAUGAUGUUGACGCCCUGUGUGACCGGGCCGAGGCGUAUAUCCUAGAGGAGAUGUAUAAUGAAGCCGUAAAUGAUUUCCAAAAGGCAAAGAGUAUCAAUGAACAUCUACAUAAGGUCCAAGAAGGGCUGGAUAGAGCACAGCGUCUUUUGAAGCAAUCACAAAAGAGAGAUUAUUAUAAGAUUCUUGGCUUGAAGAGAAAUUGCAACAAGCGCGAGAUCACAAAAGCGUACCGCAAGCUGGCGGUCAAGUGGCAUCCGGAUAACUAUAAAGGCGAGGACAAGAAGAAAGCCGAGAAGAUGUUCAUCGAUAUUGCCGCCGCCAAGGAGGUGCUCACCGAUCCGGAGAAACGCGCCAAGUACGACGCCGGCGAAGACCCGCUCGACCCCGAGUCUCAGCAGGGAGGUGGUGGGUGGCCACAAGGGCACGGCUUCCCGUUCGGCAAUGGCUUCCAGUUCAAGUUCCACUUCAACUGAACACACUCCGCAUCCGUGGAGUACCCCAACACAUUCCUAGGUCCCUUUGGUUUUUAAAUUAUUGAUGCUUCAUGAAGACUUGAAUCUCGUGUUCUCGCUUACCUGGACAUAAUAGUUCCACUUCAAAUGAACGCAUUCCGGGUGUACCACAGGCACAGUCCUAGGUCCAUUUGAUUCUUAAAUUAUUGAUGUAUCGGGAAGAUUUGAAUAUUGUAGUGAUGGCGUCGACUUCUCGAAUGGCGCGUGGGUUUUUCGCGUCUCCCAUUCGGGAUAUCUUAGGUAUGCCUCGUGCGACCGCGUGGGCGUAGCAAGCGGUUUUCGCCGUCACACUGAUCCAUCUUUUCUCUCAAACCGUAUAAUGAGGCUUGUAAGAAAGGCCGCUCUGUGACAGAUGUGGGCUAAGGAAGGCUACGCUAUGACAGAUGUGAGCUAAGGAAGGCUGCGCUAUGACAGAUGUGGGCUAAGGAAGGCUGCGCUGUGACAGAUGUGGGCUAAGGAAGGCCGCUCUGUGACAGAUGUGGGCUAAGGAAGGCUGCGCUAUGACAGAUGUGAGCUAAGGAAGGCUGCGCUAUGACAGAUGUGGGCUAAGGAAGGCUGCGCUAUGACAGAUGUGGGCUAAGGAAGGCUGCGCUGUGACAGAUGUAGGCUUAGGAAGGCCGCUCUGUGACAGAUGUGGGCUAAGGAAGGCUGCGCUAUGACAGAUGUGGGCUAAGAAAGGCCGCUCUGUGACAGAUGUGGGCUAAGGAAGGCUGCGCUAUGACAUAUGUGGGCUAAGGAAGGCUGCGCUGUGACAGAUGUAGGCUUAGGAAGGCCGCUCUGUGACAGAUGUGGGCUAAGGAAGGCCGCUCUGUGACAGAUGUGGGCUAAGGAAGGCUGCGCUAUGACAGAUGUGGGCUAAGGAAGGCCGCUCUGUGACAGAUGUGGGCUAAGGAAGGCCGCUCUGUGACAGAUGUGGGCUAAGGAAGGCCGCUCUGUGACAGAUGUGGGCUAAGGAAGGCCGCUCUGUGACAGAUGUGGGCUAAGGAAGGCCGCUCUGUGACAGAUGUGGGCUAAGGAAGGCCGCUCUGUGACAGAUGUGGGCUAAGGAAGGCCGCUCUGUGACAGAUGUGGGCUCAGGAAGGCUGCGCUGUGACAGAUGUGGGCUAAGGAAGGCUGCUCUGUGACAGAUGUGGGCUAAGGAAGGCCGCUCUGUGACAGAUGUGGGCUAAGAAGGCUGCGCUGUGACAGAUGUGGGCUAAGGAAGGCCGCUCUGUGACAGAUGUGGGCUAAGGAAGGCCGCUCUGUGACAGAUGUGGGCUAAGGAAGGCUGCGCUAUUACAGAUGUGGGCUAAGAAGGCUGCGCUAUGACAGAUGUGGGCUAAGGAAGGCUGCGCUAUGACGGAUGUGGGCUAAGGAAGGCCGCUCUGUGACAGAUGUGGGCUAAGGAAGGCCGCUCUGUGACAGAUGUGGGCUAAGGAAGGCCGCUCUGUGACAGAUGUGGGCUCAGGAAGGCUGCGCUGUGACAGAUGUGGGCUAAGGAAGGCCGCUCUGUGACAGAUGUGGGCUCAGGAAGGCUGCGCUAUGACAGAUGUGGGCUAAGGAAGGCUGCGCUAUGACAGAUGUGGGCUAAGGAAGGCUGCGCUGUGACAGAUUUGGGCAAAGAACUUUGUACAGAUUGGGCGGGAUGGCAACAGUAAGACUACAUGUAACUCGUGCGCGACCAAAUGCGUGAUCAGGCCCGUUGCCAGGAUUUUACGCGGGGUCUCUUCCGGGCCCGCCUGGUUACGGGCCUGGUGAUAUCAAAGCACGACAAAGCUGUGAUGUUUGCGGCAAUUUUAUCGCACCCCAAAUCCCCGAUUGUAAAUCGACACAAUUAUAAUAUAAAAUGUUAACAUAAUCGGUUUUUUUUCGAGCAGAAAAAGCGGAAAACAUUAAAAUAAUGUUUUUUGAAAAUAAUUUUGGCGAUUUGCUGUAAAAAUGCAGUGUCGUGCCACAGAAAUACACGCCUGGAACAUUGUCGUCCAGUCUUCUUCUCUAUCCUUGGGGUUUUCACUUAUGCGAAAACGACUAGAUUUAAUUUAUAUUUUACCUGGGUUGAAUUAAUAUACAUUCAUAAAGAAAAGAAAAUCAAUUUAUUGCAGUUCCACCUUUACCAGCAUGACACGAUUUUUUGUGUCGGUUGUAUUUAUGCUAAUGUACAAAAUUGAUAUGUAAGAAAGAAACUAUUUUAAAGAAUAAACUUUUGACAGACAUGCCA